Sarcophilus harrisii (Tasmanian devil) is the source of this 1883-nucleotide messenger RNA. It is a transcript of the gene GJB3, whose product is annotated as gap junction protein beta 3. Lineage: Eukaryota; Metazoa; Chordata; Mammalia; Dasyuromorphia; Dasyuridae. Gene Ontology annotation, biological process: cell communication. Gene Ontology annotation, cellular component: connexin complex. The record is from RefSeq and is a predicted model, not a curated record. The transcript has 2 exons. Bases 97 to 918 code for a protein of 273 amino acids.
GACAGCUUGUCUAAGUCUGUCCCUCACUUGCCUCCUUGCAGGGUUUGGAAGACGAGGAGCCGGUGGGUGGGCCCAGGCCCCCACAGCCCAUGAGCCAUGGACUGGAAGACUCUGCAGUCGCUCCUGAGCGGAGUCAACAAGUACUCGACGGCUUUCAGCCGGAUCUGGCUCUCGGUGGUCUUCGUCUUCCGCGUGCUGGUGUACGUGGUGGCGGCCGAGCGGGUCUGGGGGGACGAGCAAAAGGACUUCGACUGUAAUACGCGCCAGCCGGGCUGCAACAACGUCUGCUACGACCACUUCUUCCCCAUCUCCAACAUCCGGCUGUGGGCCCUGCAGCUCAUCUUCGUCACCUGCCCCUCGCUGCUGGUCAUCAUGCACGUGGCCUACCGGGAGGAGCGCGAGCGCAGACACCGCCUGAAGCACGGGGACAAGUGCGCCCGGCUCUACGACGACGCCGGCAAGAAGCACGGCGGGCUCUGGUGGACCUACCUGCUGAGCCUCUUUUUCAAGUUCGUGGUGGAGAUCGUCUUCCUCUACAUCCUGCACACGCUGUGGUACGGCUUCUCCUUCCCCCGCCUGGUGCAGUGCGCCGGCGUGAGCCCCUGCCCCAACACGGUGGACUGCUACAUCGCCAGGCCCACGGAGAAAAAGGUCUUCACCUUCUUCAUGGUGGGGGCCUCGGCCAUCUGCAUCGUCCUCACCGUCUGUGAGAUCUUCUACCUCAUCUCCCAGAGGAUAUCCCGAAGCCUGCGCGGAGUCAAGCGCAAGGGAGCUGCUCUGCACUCCCCCUCCUCCAGCAGGGCGUCCACCUGCCGCUGCCACCACCUGCUGCCGGCCCAUGGCGGGGAGGAGGGCGCGAACCUGGGCAAGGGGGCCGAAGCGCUUCGGGCAUCCGCCCCCAACCUGACUCUCAUCUGACCUGGGCGCGGAGCAAGGCGAGCAGCCCGGGGCCGCCUGGGCUAGGCUGAGCAGGGCAAGGGAACCCAUCUUCUAAAUCCCCCUGCCGCUGAUUUCUCGGGCCCCAGGGGCUGGGAAAGGCAGCUGGAGAGAAUGAGGUGGAGGAGUGACUUGGGGACACUCACAGAGCGGAGACCCUGGGAAAUGAAUCCUCUUAGAGAGCUAGCCCUAUUCUGGAGACCUCAGGAAAGAUCAGUGUGGGCAGAGAAGGCCUAGAGGAAGGAGAGUGGUUACUGUAUCCCCUUCUGUCUUUAACCCCUACUCUACAAGCCGGGCCUGGAGAGGGGACUGCUGAACCAGAUCUGAAUAAUCCUCUCUCUACCCAGGGCUAAGUCCUGUAGGCUGUGCUCAGGGGGCCUAGUGGUCAGUCCUGUUGCUCUCUCCAAGGGGCCAGCAAGGAAAGGUUUCCAAAGAUGGGCUCUUCUUCCAAACCGGAGAUCACAGGACCAGCAGAUCAGACCACGGGGUGGGUUGCAGGUAAUGUCGGCAGGCACAAGGAUUUAGGCAACCAGAACAAAGAGGAUCCAGGAAGGACACUCAGCUAGUAUCCAGGGGCUUAGGCUGUAGCUAGCUGCUCCCUCCAAAUCCAAUCUGGUUCACUUCACCCUUGCCCUUGGGAAGACUCCUCCCUCUAUGCUGGAGAGACAAGCUUCCUUUCUCUUGCCCCCAACCUCCAGAAGAACCUUCUAAAUCCAGGGCCAUUGAGGGUUUUAUUCCCAGGCCCAACAAUGGAGUCCCCAUUCUGAAGCUUGGGGCCAGACUCACCAGGAAUGCUGGUUUAAGGAACUGAGUCUCCCCUCCAUCUACCUUGAACCAAGUUUGAAGGCCUGAAUCGCUCUGGACAUCAAUAGGUGAGAAUGGAAAGAAGGAUAUGAUCCCCUCUUGAGAUUCAAUAAAAUAGUAUGGUUUCUUUUUCUUUUCUAUAA